Molecule: messenger RNA, 1206 nt
Organism: Chrysemys picta bellii (western painted turtle)
Lineage: Eukaryota; Metazoa; Chordata; Testudines; Emydidae
Source: RefSeq, a predicted model, not a curated record
UUGUCACUCUCCUUGUGUGUAUCUGCAUGCUUGUCUGUGUGUCAACAUAUUUGCAUAAGCAUUGUGCAUUUCUGCAUACGUAUUUGUGUGCACGGUGUGCCUUUUGAACACGCACGGGUUUACACGUUGUCUAGUUGCACGCCCGGUGUAUGUGCGCCUGCACUGUUUCUGUGCCAGUGGAGUCACAGCCGUUGCUGCGAGACUGAAGGCUGUAGUCUAGCUUCGGCGAGAAAGGAACCUGCUAGCACCGACCGCCCUUAUCUACCAACUGCAGAGGGCGGCUGCCGCUGCCUCCUCCUCCCCGUGUGUCACGUCUUCUCCAUUCAGCCCCCAGCAUCGCCACCGACGCUGCAGGGAGGACCACCUAAAAACAAACAAACCCUAACAAAUCCCAAACUCGAGGGGCAGAGACCAAUACUCCCAAGCACGCCAUGAAGGGCGAUGCAGGCGGGGGCUUCACUGUUAUAGAUAACCAAAGUUAACUUCAGGAUGCUCAAACGGAAACAAAGCUCACGUGUGGAAGCUCAGCCUGUUACAGACUUUGGCCCUGAUGAAUCUUUGUCAGACAGUGCAGAUAUCCUGUGGAUUAACAAGCCAUGGGUUCAUUCUUUGCUACGCAUCUGCGCCAUCAUCAGUGUCAUUUCUGUUUGUAUGAACACCCCAAAGACCUUUGAGCAUUAUCCACCUCUUCAAUAUUUGACAUUUGCUCUAGAUACUUUAUUGAUGUUUCUCUACACUGCAGAGAUGAUAGCAAAAAUGCAUAUCCGUGGGAUAGUCAAGGGGGAUAACUCCUAUGUAAAGGAUCGUUGGUGUGUGUUUGAUGGAUUCAUGGUUUUUUGUCUUUGGGUGUCAUUGGUGUUACAGGUAAUUACAUAAUUUUACCUUAAAUAUGAAGGGCUAAUAUUUCAAAAGUAGGCCCUGCAGUUGUGCAUGCAAAAUACUCACAGCAGCAUUAACAAGUAACUGUGUGCAAUAAAUAUACAGUACACUUGUUCAUGGGUCAGAUUUAAAAUUCAAUGGGUCUACUGUUUCAGAGUCCAGUAACAACACAGCCAUUGCAGUGCAUCUACAUUAGGGGUUUUCUUUGGUGUAACAACAUUGAUGUUUCACUGGUGUGAAUUUCUUUAAUUUAGACAUGUCCUUAAUUUUAAGCUCAUUCAGAAAUUCAACAUAUUGCAUAUUGGAAGGAAUGUCACAGAUUUAAAA